UGUUGCCGUCUUAUCUCGAUGUUUUUUUACGGUGUCCUUGAGUUUUUGAAUUCUUUCUGAUUCUCCUCACUCUAGAACCCCGGCAAGACACGCAUUAUCAAUCCGUUCGGUGAGACCAUUCCGAUUCCGCUUCAGUUAAAACACAGAACUCGAACAGUUUAGAAAAUGGUGCGUGCUUGGUUUAUGGACAACGAACCCAACGACCAGCGGUUGGAACAUCAGCUGGAUCCGCCAAAGUUCCUGAGCCUGGACGAGCUGUUCAACAGUACUGGCGUUGAAUAUUUCAAGAUCAACAUCCCUACCUACGAUACGGAUGGCGUGCUGGAGAAGAUCCGCAAGGACCGUGGUUACUCUUAUGAGGACGAAAUCACCUGCUCCGAGGCGUGUCUGCCGGACUACGAAAACAAGUUGAAGAUAUUCUUCACCGAGCAUCUGCAUACGGACGAGGAAAUACGACUGGUCAUUGAUGGAUCGGGAUAUUUCGAUGUGCGCAAUGGAAAAGAUGAUUCCUGGAUACGGAUUGAGGUGGUGGCCGGUGAUUUGAUCAUCAUCCCCAGUGGCAUCUAUCAUCGCUUUACGCUGGACGCGAAGAACUACAUUAAAGCCAAACGGUACUUUGUUGGAGAGCCUGUUUGGUUACCGUACAAUCGUCCGGUCGAUGAUAUGGACUGCCGAAAAGAGUAUCUGAAGCGCCUUGAUGCAGGAUUUGCUGCUUAAACAAAACGACACACGGAAUCAUCAUGCAAUGAGUAACGAGCGGAUGAAAACACAAUGAGUAAAAAUGUUCCUUAUGAAGGACACCAUCCGGAUGAAGAAAACAGAACUUGUCAAAAAAGCAAUCGCUCAUGUAGCGCUCUAUUCCAACAAAGUUACGUUUUAUCGAAGAAAUGGCCUUCUUUCGCAUAUCAAUGGAUGCAAUUGUUAAAAGUAAUUAAGAUUUAAAUAUGGGAUCAAAUGAAUAAAACUUAUGAACAGAUAUGUCCGGUGGUUUCGGAUUACAGCGCAGCAACAUA
Molecule: messenger RNA, 1013 nt
Organism: Anopheles aquasalis
Lineage: Eukaryota; Metazoa; Arthropoda; Insecta; Diptera; Culicidae
Gene: Adi1
Product: acireductone dioxygenase 1
Molecular function (GO): acireductone dioxygenase [iron(II)-requiring] activity
Source: RefSeq, a predicted model, not a curated record